This is a messenger RNA of Diaporthe amygdali, 1719 nucleotides long. RefSeq lists its product as uncharacterized. Gene Ontology annotation, molecular function: transmembrane transporter activity. NCBI's taxonomy places the organism in Eukaryota, Fungi, Ascomycota, Sordariomycetes, Diaporthales, Diaporthaceae. Gene Ontology annotation, cellular component: membrane. The transcript is spliced from 4 exons. Bases 1 to 1719 code for a protein of 572 amino acids. The record is from RefSeq and is a predicted model, not a curated record. Gene Ontology annotation, biological process: transmembrane transport.
AUGGCAGAUUUGGAGAAAGCUGAGAUUGAGACGCCUUCCUCAGGUAGCGAGGCCACAACGAGGCCAACAUCGCGCGAGGUGCUCACGGAACGAGUGCGAAGGCUCAGCGUCAGCAGUUCCCCAGGACUAGAUGAUGAUCUCGAGCGGCAGAACACCAAUCUUUCGGUCGCAGAAACUAUCAGGCAGAAACUUGGCAACCGACCAGAAUGUUUCAAGAACACGAUACAGGAAGUCUCAUUUGUUGCGCAGGCGACUAUCGCAAUGGCAUCAAAUCCAUUCCUCACCGGGGCCACGUCGACUGUCACCGCUACCAUUGGACGGGAACUGGGGAUGACGCAGGGCCAAAUCUCAUGGAUCGCGGCGUCGACGACCCUAACAGCCGGGUCCUUCCAGCUCGCGCUGGGCCAAUUGUCUGACCUGCUCGGCCGGAGGAUGUUGUUCCUCUGUGGCAUGAGCUCAUACGCCGUCUUCGUCCUGCUUGUUGGCUUCGCUCAGAACCCCUUCUGGAUGGACGUCGUCCUCGGUGUCCUCGGUGUCUCCUCCGCCAUGAUCGUGCCACCUGCAGGGGGUAUAUUGGGAGCAGCGUAUGGCAAGCCGAGCAAACGCAAGAACUUGGCCUUUUCGGCUUUCACUGCUGGUAAAUCUUUGGGGACCGUUGCGGGAAGUAUCACCUGUGGUAUAGCUGCGAGGCUGUUUAAUUGGCGCGCUUCGUUCUUCUUCAUUGCCAUUCUCUUUGCAGUCUUCUUCCUACACGCCCUAUGGGCUGUGCCAAAAGUCGAGGCUUUCGAACCCGGCGAGCCCUUGAAGCAGAGACUAUCAACAUUUGUCAAAAAGUUUGAUGCCUUUGGCGCAGCACUCAUAUUGUUUGGUACUGGCAUGUUCACUGCUGGAAUCACGCUCGGGCCGUCUGACGGCUGGACAUCUCCCGUUACACUCUGCUUGAUGGUCAUUGGAGUCGCUCUUGUGAUGGUGUUUGGCUUCUGGGAGACCAAAAGCGCUUAUCCCCUCAUGCCUCCUUUCAUCUGGAAAGACCGCAACUUCGCGUUGUUGAGUGCGACGACUGUCUUCGGCUACAUGUCCUUCCAAGCUUCAUCUUUCUAUCUGGCAUUCUUUAUGCAAGAAAUCAGGGGAUACGACCCCCUGAGUGUUGCUGUUCACCUUCUCCCACAAGCAAUUGCCGGUUUCCUGUGGAAUAUCCUCAUAGGGUAUACGUUGCACAAAGUUAACAACACAAUAAUCAUAGCCGUCGGGUCACUUGCAUACCUUGGCGCCAACUUACUUCUGUCUCUGAUGCGCGCUGACAGCUCGUAUUGGGCGUUCAUGUUCCCAGCGCUGAUCCUCAACGUCGUGGGCGCGGACUUCCAAACCAACGUCUCCAAUAUGUAUGUAAUGCAAUUCCUGCCAGCGCAUCAGCAGGGUCUGGCAACCGGCGUACAGAAUACCCUUAACCGCCUGAGUGCAACGGUUGGGGUUGGUAUCGCUACGGCCAUCUACAGCUCUGUCGAUAACACGGCCCCGGGAAUGGCCCAUCCGAUGCUGAAAUACACACGGACGUUUGAAGUGUCAGUCGCUAUGGCUGCAGUCAGUGUUCUUUUCGUCCCAUGGCUUCGCCUAGGAACCCAAGGGAAUCAGGACGGCGCCGCGGAGCUUGUUACGGAGAAGAAACAGGCAGAAGCGGUGGCGGAUGCUGGUGCCAGAAGUGAUGGAGUGAGGGAGUGA